AAAUCUCCCUAGAGUAGAAAAUUUCAGGUGCAACUCGUAAAAAUUAGAUAAUUCACUAAACGUAAACAUUUUAGCAUCGCAUCAUUGAGAUGACAUCAACUGAUGAUACGAGAUUCGAGAAGUUAAACGUUGAUAGACAUAUCCGAGUGAUUAAUUUCGGCAGUCGCAUGCUGGGUUGUCGUCUGCUAGACCCUAAUCCAGUGAAAGUGAAAAAAAUGGACGUACUUUUGCGGGCCUUCGUGAUGGGCGGCAUGUCCUACGUUCUAAUCCCGGGUUUAAUGGCAAUGGCAGAAUUCAUCGACGAUUUAAGUUACGUAGCUGAAAUAGGCAGCAACGUGUUAGGCGUGGUUGAAAGUGUCUGUUUCCUUGGCAAUAGUUACUAUCAAGAAUCGAAGUGCAGACACUUGGUGCAGAAAAUUUAUCGCGAGUUUUGGUCGAGCCCUUUGCCUCCAGAACUCUUGGAACACGUCCAAUCGUUCGAACGUAUUUCCAUCGGCAUAGGCCUCUACGUCUUCACGGUUUCUAUAUUAGCACUGACAUUCUAUAGUAGCAUACCUCCAAUCUUUCACAACUUUGAUUUGUACGGAGAUAUCAAUGCUAUGAGACGGACUCCCUUGAUCGGCAAAUACUUUUAUGACCAACGCGUGAGUCCUAACUACGAGAUAACGUAUGCUUGCCAGAUACUCGGCUCGUUUCUUACCGUAACGAGUUACGUUAUCCUUACUUCGAUCUACGCUUUCAUCUGCAUGCAUCUUUGUGCCAAACUUCGCUUACUUCAAGUGAGAUUAAGCAACAUCGACGCCUCGACGAGCAACGAAGAGUUUGCCGAAAUCGUCCGCGAGCAUCAAUACCUUAUUCGGUACACCGACGAACUCGAAGAUAUUUACUCCCCGGUUAUUCUGAUACACUUUGUUCUCAGUACUGGUCUCAUCUGCCUUGGUGUGGUCAAGGUAACUGGAUUACCAGUACAAGCCGGUGUGAUGGAACUCGUACUAUUCAUAAUGUACUUCGCUGCUUCUUUUUUCCAAAUAUUCGUAUUCUGUUGGAUGGCCCACGAAGUCUUUGUAAAGAGCGACGACUUGGCCAGAGCAAUCUACGAUUCUCGGUGGUACGAAGCAUCGAGGCAUCUCCAACGCGGGGUUCUUUUGAUACUCUUGCGUACUCAGAAACCAAACGUUUUGACAGCCGGAAAAUUUUUCCCUGUCACCAUGUCGAGUUUUGGUCUGCAGUACGGCUGUUUCUUACUACACGCUUCUAAUGUCAAUCCAAUAGAUUGUAAAAAUGCGAAUGAGCGAUGAUGACUCUUGCGUACUUGAUUGGUACUAUUGCAACAAGUGUGGAAAAAAAAUUCGCCAUGUAGCAAAU
Messenger RNA from Diprion similis, 1365 nucleotides. Its product is annotated as odorant receptor 4-like. Gene Ontology annotation, biological process: sensory perception of smell; detection of chemical stimulus involved in sensory perception of smell. Bases 90 to 1298 code for a protein of 402 amino acids. Lineage: Eukaryota; Metazoa; Arthropoda; Insecta; Hymenoptera; Diprionidae. The record is from RefSeq and is a predicted model, not a curated record. Gene Ontology annotation, molecular function: odorant binding; olfactory receptor activity. Gene Ontology annotation, cellular component: plasma membrane. The transcript has 7 exons.